Mollisia scopiformis is the source of this 2200-nucleotide messenger RNA. Its product is annotated as serine/threonine protein kinase-like protein. The record is from RefSeq and is a predicted model, not a curated record. Gene Ontology annotation, molecular function: ATP binding; protein serine/threonine kinase activity. Lineage: Eukaryota; Fungi; Ascomycota; Leotiomycetes; Helotiales; Mollisiaceae. The coding region runs from base 138 to 2072 and encodes 644 amino acids. Gene Ontology annotation, biological process: protein phosphorylation. The transcript has 5 exons.
GGCGGGGCACGCCCACGCCGAACUCUUGGAAACCGGGUUCACCGCACUGAGGAACCGCUCGACUUUACCACCAACACCUUAUCACUCCCCCGCCCAUACUCUCUUGAGUCCGACGAGCAUUCUACAACAACAUCACUAUGUCUCGUUUCCUGACCAAGAAACUCAAGGAGACGCAUCUUGCGCCCCUUGCGAAUACCUUCUCCCGAUCUACCUCGACCUCUACCAUCACUCCCGACCCCAAGGAGGAGAAGGCUAGCACAAAUGGCAGUUCUACGACUCUCAACGACAAUGGCAUAGCUGCCUCUGAGCUCAUCGCAACCCAACCUCCUGCUCCUCCACGACCCGGAAUCCUUAUUGUCACGUUGCACGAAGGAGUUGGUUUCUCUCUUCCCGAACAAUACAAGCAAAUAUUCAACAAUCCGAACCACCAAAACUCCCUCUCACAAGGAAAUGGAUUCGGUGUAGCUGGAUCUGUCCGACCUGGCUCUUCACAACAACAAGGCAGUGUUGCAGGUUCAUAUGUCAGCAGUUCACGACCUCAGACCUCUGGUGGUGGCUUUGCUGGGGUACCCACAAAUCAUGGCCGAAUUUCAUCCAAAUACCUCCCCUAUGCUCUUCUCGAUUUCGAUAAGCUGCAAGUAUUCGUCAAUGCGGUCUCAGGUACACCUGAGAACCCACUCUGGGCUGGAGACAAUACACAAUACAAGUUUGAUGUAUCAAGAGUGACAGAAUUGGCUCUGCAUCUUUACCUCCGAAACCCAAAUGCUCCUCAGGGUGCUGGACGUACACAAGAUAUCUUCCUUGGUGUUGCGCGCAUCAAUCCUCGUUUUGAAGAGAAGCAUGAGUAUGUCGAGGAUCCGAAAUUGGGGAAGAAGGACAAGGAGAAAGCUCAAGCAGAAUGGCAAAAGCAAGAGCAAGCUCUCGGUCACUCAGGAGCACAAUGGGUUGAUAUCCAAUUUGGAACUGGCAAGAUCCGAAUUGGCGUGGACUAUAUCGAGAAUCGAACACGAUCAUUAAAGAUUGAGGAUUUUGAUCUGUUAAAGGUGGUUGGAAAGGGAAGUUUUGGAAAAGUGAUGCAAGUCAAGAAGAAGGAUACCCAGCGGAUUUACGCCUUGAAGACCAUCCGAAAGGCACACAUCAUCUCCCGAUCAGAAGUCGCACAUACCCUGGCAGAACGAUCGGUCCUCUCGCAAAUAAACAACCCCUUCAUCGUACCUCUCAAAUUCACCUUCCAGUCACCAGAGAAGCUAUACUUCGUUCUGGCAUUCGUCAAUGGCGGAGAGCUCUUCCACCACCUUCAAAAAGAGCAAAGAUUUGAUAUCAAUCGGUCGAGAUUCUAUACUGCAGAGCUUCUGUGUGCUUUGGAGUGUCUUCAUGGCUUCAAUGUCAUCUACCGUGAUCUGAAGCCCGAGAAUAUUCUCCUGGAUUACUCAGGUCACAUUGCUCUUUGUGAUUUUGGACUCUGCAAGCUGGAUAUGAAGGACGAGGAUCGCACCAACACUUUCUGCGGUACCCCUGAGUAUCUCGCUCCAGAGUUGUUGUUAGGACAAGGUUAUACCAAGACUGUUGAUUGGUGGACUCUUGGCGUCCUUCUCUACGAGAUGUUGACGGGACUGCCUCCAUUCUACGACGAGAAUACCAACGAGAUGUACCGCAAGAUCUUGUCAGAGCCUCUUCACUUCCCUUCACAAGAUAUCGUUCCUCCCUCCGCCAAGGACCUCCUCACAAAGCUUCUCAACCGCAAGCCUGACCAGAGACUUGGUGCUAAUGGUGCAUCUGAGAUUAAGGCUCACCCCUUCUUCCACAGCAUCGACUGGCGCAAGCUACUCCAGCGAAAGUAUGAGCCUACAUUCAAGCCUCAUGUGACCGAUGCUACUGACACCCAACAUUUCGACAUUGAGUUUACAGGAGAAACUCCGGCUGACUCCUAUGUUGAUGGACCUGUCCUUUCUGAGACCAUGCAGAACCAGUUUACAGGUUGGUCUUACAAUCGGCCUGUAGCUGGCCUCGGAGAUGCAGGUGGUUCGAUCAGGGAUCCCAAUGCAUUUGGCAGUGUUCAAGAUGCCAGGUAAACAUGUGACGCUUGACGAAGGGAUGAUUUGAACUUUCUCGUUCUUCUUCAUAUCACGUGGAGUGAGGUGGGGGUGAAACUGCUUCAUCUUGGCCUAGGAGAUGUCGGAUCUGCAUAGACGAGGAAGUC